UGUGCUAUUGUGAACUGCAAAAACAGCUGGCGUUUUGAGUGCACUGCGGCUUUAAACAAAUUAGUAAAUAAAAAACUGCAUUUUACACUCCAAUCUUUAGAUGGCUUUCUAUUGCCUAUAACAAAGGAUACAAAUAGCAAUGGAUUCCUCUUCUUGCUGCUUACUCUGCAUGUGCGAGUAUUCGGCCAUGAUGGGGGACUAUAUAGACGUGAACUCCCCGCGGUCCGCCCAACUGGAGGUGACCAGGAUCGUCAAUCAGCACUUCCCCUUCCAGAUCUCCAAGGAAAGUCACGACAGGAUCUGCGGACGCUGCUGGAAGACCGUGUCCGACUUCCACACUUUGCAUGAAUUCGUUAGUGCAGCGCAGAGCUCCUUGCUGGAAACAAAAGUGCUGCUCAUGGAAGAUGAUCCUCUCACCCAGGGAACCUCUUCCUUUCCGGAAGUUGCAAAGCUGCCAAUAGAGGAUGAUGCUCGGGUGCAGGAGCCACCGGAACUUGGCGGCCGCAACUUUUUCUACCCGGAGGUCAAGAUAGAGGAACAUGAACUGGACCAUUUACCCCGCAUCGAGAUCUUGGAGAGCACUGCCAACACGCAAAGAACUCAGGAUCAAUUGGAGGGCACUGCCAGACGUUUAAGGAAGCGCCUAAAGGCAGAGGAAGGAUCCUCCGUGGACAAGGAGAAAGAUGAGGAUCUCGCAGAGGGAAAUAUAGAGCCUGCGCCACCAAAAAAGAGACGUGGUCGCCCCCGAAAAUCAGACACCGCAACUGCCCCGCUUCAGAAACCAAAAGAAGACAUUCAACUAAACCUAAAGGCGGAAGCGCUCGAAGAGUUCAUGGAGGACGUCGGGGACCCCGACUUCUCAUGCAACUUGGACGACGAAUUGGAGCCUAGCGAUAAUUCCUCCGAGGACAACUACGGAGGCAGCGGUGGCUUCGACUCGGAUUCAGACUUCGAGCUCGACAAUCCUGGAAAGCAGGAGUUCGCCGUGCUGCCCAAGAGAACGGUGGUGCGGCCCAAAAAGUACAAGAAGCGGACGAAACCGGCGGAGCCGAAAGUGCGCAUGUCCCGCGAGCUGCUGGAGCAGCGCAAGAAACAACAGGAAGAGUACGAUGUUAUCAUCGCCAAGUUCUUUACCAGUGUGCUGCCGUGUGCCAUCUGCAAUCUGCUGGUGCACAACUUCACCGAAAUGCAGCGCCACCACAGACUUACCCACCAGGUAGAUCCCGGCUACAUGAUGUGUUGCGGCCGAAAAUUCACGCAGCGCAAAGUGCUAGCCGAGCAUGUGCUCGUUCAUUGGAAUCCCGAGCACUUUAAGUGCAGCGUGUGCGAAAAGUCAUUCCAGAACUCACGGCACCUGGAGUCACACCAGCAGGUCCACAUGGAUCCGGCCAUUAAGCUGACAUUCAGCUGCGACCUGUGCUCGAAAACCUUUCUCAGCAAAACGGCCAUCGACUACCACAAGCUAAACAAGCAUGUGCCCAAAUCGGAGUUCAAAUUCACCUGUUCCGAGUGUAAUAAAAAAUUCCUCACCGAGCGCAAGCUGAAGAACCACAUGAGCUCCAUGCACGACCCGGAGAGCACCAUUAUCUGCGACAAGUGCGGCAAGCAGAUGCGCACGAAGAUCAUUCUGAAGAAGCACCAGGAGUUAAUGCACUCGGACAAGCCGCGUCCGGAGCCCGAGCUUAAGCAGUGCCAGAUCUGCGGGGCAUGGUUAAAGGGUAUGACCGGUUUGAAGCAGCACAUGAAGAGCAUCCACGUGGAAAGUGCAGGGGAGCAUCGCUGCCACAUCUGCGCUAAAGUGUCACCAAACGCGAGAGCUCUCAGGCGUCACAUAUAUCACAAUCACGAGUGUGAGCGCAAGUUCAAGUGCACCAUGUGCGAGAAGGCCUUCAAACGACCGCAAGAGCUAAAGGAACACACAUCAACACACACCGGAGAGGUGCUCUACACCUGUCCAAACUGCCCGAUGACGUUCUUCUGCAGCGCCAACAUGUACAAGCAUCGCCAGCGAUUGCAUCGCGCACAAUACGAGGCGGACAAGAACCAGCCGAAGCCGCCAAAUAUCCUGAAGAUAUCGCGCAACGCCUCCUCGCAAAAUAAGCCCAAACAGGAGAUCUAGCACCUAAAGAAAAUUCAUUGAAAUAUCCAAACGCCUUUUUUUUACUUUCACAGAAUUUUAUCGAGUUUAAAUUUAGUUACUAUCAGGUUAUGCCCCACUACACAGUUAUUCCGUUUUAUGAAUUUGUUUCUAUUAUUUUUAAAAAUAUCAGAAUUGAACUCUUUUGAGUUAAUUUAAUCAGAGCAAACCCUGUGAAAGUUUAAUUUCAAAAAGCGUUUGAUACUUUAGACUUAAGCUACAAGUAUUUAAUAAUAAAUGCGAACUGGACAAUGCUCCAAUCCAAACAAUUGAUAACAAAACAAA
Drosophila rhopaloa is the source of this 2422-nucleotide messenger RNA. RefSeq names its product transcription factor grauzone. Lineage: Eukaryota; Metazoa; Arthropoda; Insecta; Diptera; Drosophilidae. The transcript is spliced from 4 exons. Gene Ontology annotation, cellular component: nucleus. Gene Ontology annotation, biological process: regulation of transcription by RNA polymerase II. Bases 140 to 2119 code for a protein of 659 amino acids. The record is from RefSeq and is a predicted model, not a curated record. Gene Ontology annotation, molecular function: RNA polymerase II cis-regulatory region sequence-specific DNA binding; DNA-binding transcription factor activity; zinc ion binding.